CAGAGGCUAAAACACACACAAAAAGAGAUCAAAAUAAAGACAAAGAUAAUGUUAACAGCGAGGGCAUGGAUCAUCGCUUCAGGUUUGGUCGGAGCUAUAUCACUAAUGCUCCGAUCAGCGUUGAACUUUUCCGUCACCGGAUUCCAUUUCUCUCUCCCUACCUUUAACCCCCUCUUCUUCAUCAUCAACGGAAUCAUCUUUGCUCUAGCCGCCUCCUCUUCUCUCUUUGGCCAUGGAUCUGACUCUCCGGCCACGGAGCAUAACCACGAUCAUGAUACAUAUCAUCACUAUGAACAUGAUGACGAUAACCAUAGCCAGAACCAUGCCCACGACCGUUCUUGGAAUAACUCAUCAUCCGAUUAUUCGUUUGAUCAACACAAUAAUAAGGUUCCCGAGGACGAAAAGUUAACGGUGAGGCCAGAGAGUGGAGGAUCUUUUGGUAAUCGUAAACCGGUUUCUUCUCCCAAGAGUCGUUUUCCGUCAACGGCGCCGAAGAAACCUGCUGAACUCCGACGUCCACCUACGGUCCCUUCAAAGACUUUUCCACAAGAUGACAAAUCGGGUGAUGAGAGCGAGACCAUGGAUGAGAUGUGGAAGAGAGUCAAAGCCGAAAAACAACCAACGAAACCUAACACGGUUCAAGGCCACGUUAUUUCAAGAAACGACUCAAGAAUGUCCACAUCAUCGUGUCCAUCACCGUCGCGAGCGAGGAGGCCUCCUCCGUCGUCGUCGGGGUCGGGAAAGAAGUUGACGGAUAGAAUUCCGUCGUGGGGGAAUUUGAAAAAGGAUUUAUCAAUGGGAAGAGAUGAGCUCAAUUCACGAGUCGAAGCUUUCAUAAGAAAAUUCAACGAUGAGAUGAAAUUGCAAAGGUUGGAAUCUUUAAGACGUUACAAACUUUUCCGUCGUCGGAGCGAGGAACAGUAAAGAUGUCGAUAUAAUGGAAGGAGCAUACCAAAACGAUGGUGCAUUUUAUACUAUUUUCCUUUUUGGUAAGCUUUGUUUCAUCCACACUCCAUACGGGUAUUAGUUUGUAUCUACUCAAAGCCAGAAUGUUCAAGUUAAUAUUCAACAUUCAACGACGUGUGUCUUCUGUAAUCAUUAUCUAGAAGGUUAGAUGUGCAUUUGUGUGUCUAAACUUUAGAUUUGCGUUGGUAUUGUAAGAAAAUGUGUUUCUUUAUUAA
Molecule: messenger RNA, 1181 nt
Organism: Brassica oleracea var. oleracea
Lineage: Eukaryota; Viridiplantae; Streptophyta; Magnoliopsida; Brassicales; Brassicaceae
Exons: 2
Coding region: 49-924 (291 amino acids)
Source: RefSeq, a predicted model, not a curated record